AUGUACGGGGUCACAGUGAACACAUUGAAUGUAUACAUAGUCGAUACAACAGGUACUGUUGGUGUACCUGCGUGGACAAAUACAAACAACCAAGAAAACCUUUGGCGACUUGGAAAAAUCUCAGUUGAAACAAUGAGUGCCUUCCAGAUAGUGUUUGAAGGAAUUGUAGGAAGGAGUGAUACAGGUGAUAUUGCUUUAGAUGACGUCACGAUCAUUGAUGGAGCAUGUUUGAAAAACGAAACUUGCGAUAUUAACUGCAUGAACGGUGGAGUUUGUGUCAUUUUGGAUUAUGGUAUCGAGAACUGUCAGUGUAUGACUGGUUUUUUUGGACCAACAUGCAAUAUAGAUCAAGCCCAAUGUGAUUUCGAAGAUCCAAACCUUUGUUACUUUGUACAAGAUGAAUCAGAUGACUUUGAUUGGAUAAGAACAUCUGGAUCAACACCCACAUCAGGUACUGGUCCUGAGUAUGACCACACUUACGGAACAUUACAAGGUUCCUACAUGUACAUCGAAACUUCAUAUCCGCGAUACAACAACGAAACCGCUCGUCUUUGGACAUCGCCAUAUCCUGCAACCAACGGUACAUGCGUCAAGUGGUUCUACCACAUGCACGGGGCCACAGUGAACACACUGAAUGUAUACAUAGUCAAUACAACAGGUACUGUUGGUGCACCUGCGUGGACAAAUAGAAACAACCAAGAAAACCUUUGGCGACUUGGAAAAAUCUCAGUUGAAACAAUGAGUGCCUUCCAGAUAGUGUUUGAAGGAAUUGUAGGAAGGAGUGAUACAGGUGAUAUUGCUUUAGAUGACUUUAGGAUCAUUGAUGGAGCAUGUUUGAGAAACGAAACUUGCGAUAUUGACUGCUUGAACGGCGGUGUCUGUGUAUCGUAUCACGGAAUUGAGGACUGUCAGUGUAUGUCUGGUUUUGUUGGACCAACAUGCAAUACGUCGCAAACACAAUGUGAUUUCGAAGAUCCAUACAUUUGUUACUUUGUACAAGAUGAAACGGAUGAUUUUGAUUGGAUAAGAACGUCUGGAUCAACACCCACAUCUGCUACUGGUCCUGAGUAUGACCACACUUACGGAACAUUACAAGGUUCCUACAUGUACAUCGAAACUUCAUAUCCGCGAUACAACAAUGAAACCGCUCGUCUUUGGACAUUGCCAUAUCCUGCAACAAACGGCACAUGCGUCAAGUGGUUCUACCACAUGUACGGGGCCACAGUGAACACAUUGAAUGUAUACAUAGUCGAUACAACAGGUACUGUUGGUGUACCUGCGUGGACAAAUACAAACAACCAAGAAAACCUUUGGCGACUUGGAAAAAUCUCAGUUGAAACAAUGAGUGCCUUCCAGAUAGUGUUUGAAGGAAUUGUAGGAAGGAGUGAUACAGGUGAUAUUGCUUUAGAUGACGUCACGAUCAUUGAUGGCGCAUGUUUGAAAAACGAAACUUGCGAUAUUGACUGCUUGAACGGCGGAGUCUGUGCCUCGGAUCACGGAAUUGAGGACUGUCAGUGUAUGUCUGGUUUUGUUGGACCAACAUGCAAUACGUCGCAAACCCAAUGUGAUUUCGAAGAUCCAUACAUUUGUUACUUUGUACAAGAUGAAACGGAUGAUUUUGAUUGGAUAAGAACGUCUGGAUCAACACCCACAUCUGGUACUGGUCCUGAGUAUGACCACACUUACGGAACAUUACAAGGUUCCUACAUGUACAUCGAAACUUCAUAUCCGCGAUACAACAAUGAAACCGCUCGUCUUUGGACAUUGCCAUAUCCUGCAACAAACGGCACAUGCGUUAAGUGGUUCUACCACAUGUACGGGGCCACAGUGAACACACUGAAUGUAUACAUAGUCGAUACAACAGGUACUGUUGGUGUACCUGCGUGGACAAAUACAAACAACCAAGAAAACCUUUGGCGACUUGGAAAAAUCUCAGUUGAAACAAUGAGUGCCUUCCAGAUAGUGUUUGAAGGAAUUGUAGGAAGGAGUGAUACAGGUGAUAUUGCUUUAGAUGACGUCAUGAUCAUUGAUGGAGCAUGUUUGAAAAACGAAACUUGCGAUAUUAACUGCAUAAACAGUGGAGUUUGUGUCAUUUUGGAUUAUGGUAUCGAGAACUGUCAGUGUAUGACUGGUUUUUUUGGACCAACGUGCAAUAUAGAUCAAGCCCAAUGUGAUUUCGAAGAUCCAAACCUUUGUUACUUUGUACAAGAUGAAUUGGAUGACUUUGAUUGGAUAAGAACAUCUGGAUCCACACCCUCAUUUCGUACUGGCCCUGAGUAUGACCACACAUAUGGAACAUUACAAGGUUUCUACAUAUACAUUGAAACUUCAAGUCCGAGAAACCUCAACGACAUCGCUCGCCUUUGGACAAUGUCAUAUCCUCCAACAAACGGCAGAUGCGUCCAGUGGUUCUACCACAUGUACGGGGCCACUGUGAACACAUUGAGUGUGUACAUAGUCAAUGCAGCAGAUACUCUUGGUACACCUGUGUGGUCAAUAAAAAACGAGCAAGGAAAUGUUUGGCGACGUGGACAAAUUUUUGUGGAAACAAGUAGUGCCUACCAGAUAGUGUUUGAAGGAAUUGCAGGAAGUAGUUAUACAGGAGAUAUUUCAUUAGAUGACUUCAGGAUCACCGAUGGAGCAUGUGUGCGAAAUGAAACGUGUGAUAUUAGCUGCUUGAACGGCGGAGUCUGUUUCAUCUCAGAUUAUGGAUUCGAAAACUGUCAAUGUACGCUUGGUUUUGUUGGACCAACAUGCAAUAUAAAUCAAGCCCAAUGUGAUUUCGAAGAUCCAAACCUUUGUUACUUUGUACAAGAUGAAUCAGAUGACUUUGAUUGGAUAAGGACAUCUGGAUCAACACCCUCAUCUCGUACUGGCCCUGACUUUGACCACACAUAUGGAACAUUACAAGGUUUCUACAUAUACAUUGAAACUUCAAGUCCGAGAAACCUCAACGACAUCGCUCGCCUUUGGACAUUGCCAUAUCCUGCAACAAACGGCACAUGCUUCAAGUGGUUCUACCACAUGUACGGGGCCACUGUGAACACAUUGAGUGUGUACAUAGUCAAUACAGCAGAUACUCUUGGUACACCUGUGUGGUCAAUAAAAAACGAGCAAGGAAAUGUUUGGCGACGUGGACAAAUUUUUGUGGAAACAAGUAGUGCCUACGAGAUAGUGUUUGAAGGAAUUGCAGGAAGAAGUUAUACAGGAGAUAUUGCUUUAGAUGACAUCAGGAUCACCGAUGGAGCAUGUGUGCGAACUGGAACUUGUGAUAUUAGCUGCUUGAACGGCGGAGUAUGUGUCAUCACGGAUUAUGGUAUUGAAAGCUGUCAAUGUACUCCUGGUUAUGUUGGACCAACAUGCAAUAUAAAGACAACCCAAUGUGAUUUCGAAGAUCCGUACAUUUGUUACUUCGUACAAGAUGAAUCCGAUGAUUUUGAUUGGAUACGAUCAUCUAGAUCAACACCUUCUUCUGGUACUGGUCCUGAGUAUGACCACACAUACGGAACAAUUCAAGGUUUCUACAUAUACAUAGAAGCUUCACCUCAAAACCUCAACGACACCGCUCGCAUUUGGACACCAUCAUAUCCUGCAACGAACGGUACAUGCGUGGAGUGGUUCUACCACAUGUACGGUGCCACAGUGAACACAUUGAACGUGUAUAUAGUCAAUACAGGGGGUACUGUUGGUACACCUGUGUGGACAAAAAGAAACAACCAAGGAAAUUUUUGGCGACUUGGACAAAUCUUAAUUGAAAGAAGCAGUACCUUUGAGAUAGUGUUUGAAGGAAUUGUAGGAAGUAAUUUUACAGGCGAUAUUGCUUUAGAUGACUUCAGGAUCACCAAUGGAACAUGUUUGAGAAACGCACAAACCCAAUGUGAUUUCGAAGAUCCAUACAUUUGUUAUUUUGUACAAGAUGAAACUGAUGAUUUUGAUUGGAUAAGAAAAUCUGGAUCAACACCCACUUUUGGUACUGGCCCUGAGAAUGACCACACUUACGGAACAUUACAAGGUUUCUACGUGUACAUUGAAACUUCAUAUCCACGAUACAACUACGAAACCGCUCGUCUUUGGACAUCGUCAUAUCCUGCAACAGACGGCACAUGCGUCAAGUGGUUCUACCACAUGUACGGAGCCACAGUGAACACAUUGAAUGUAUACAUAGUCAAUACAACAGGUACUGUUGGUGUACCUGCGUGGACAAAUAGAAACAACCAAGAAAACCUUUGGCGACUUGGAAAAAUCUCGGUUGAAACAAAGAGUGCCUUCCAGAUAGUGUUUGAAGGAAUUGUAGGAAGGAGUGAUACAGGUGAUAUUGCUUUAGAUGACGUCAGGAUCAUCGAUGGAGCAUGUUUGAGAAAUGAUACUUGCGAUAUUGACUGCAUGAACGGUGGAGUUUGUGUCAUUUUGGAUUACGGUAUCGAGAACUGUCAGUGUAUGACUGGUUUUAUUGGUCCAACAUGCAAUAUAGAUCAAGCCCAAUGUGAUUUCGAAGAUCCAUACCUUUGUUACUUUGUACAAGAUGAAUCGGAUGAUUUUGAUUGGAUAAGAACAUCUGGAUCAACACCCUCAUAUCGUACUGGCCCUGAGUAUGACCACACAUAUGGAACAUUACAAGGUUUCUACAUAUACAUUGAAACUUCAAGUCCGAGAAACCUCAACGACAUCGCUCGCCUUUGGACAAUGACAUAUCCUCCAACAAACGGCACAUGCGUCCAGUGGUUCUACCACAUGUACGGGGCCACUGUGAACACAUUGAGUGUGUACAUAGUCAAUACAGCAGAUACUCUUGGUACACCUGUGUGGUCAAUAAGAAACGAGCAAGGCAAUGUUUGGCGACGUGGACAAAUUUUUGUGGAAACAAGUAGUGCCUACCAGAUAGUGUUUGAAGGAAUUGCAGGAAGUAGUUAUACAGGAGAUAUUGCUUUAGAUGACGUCAAGAUCACCGAUGGAGCAUGUGUGCGAAAUGAAACGUGUGAUAUUAGCUGCUUAAACGGCGGAGUCUGUUUCAUCUCAGAUUAUGGAUUCGAAAACUGUCAAUGUACGCUUGGUUUUGUUGGACAAACAUGCAAUAUAACAACGCAAACCGAAUGUGAUUUCGAAGAUCCAUACAUUUGUUACUUUGUACAAGAUAAAACGGGUGAUUUUGAUUGGAUAAGAACGUCUGGAUCAACACCCACAUCUGGUACUGGUCCUGAGUAUGACCACACUUACGGAACAUUACAAGGUUCCUACAUGUACAUCGAAACUUCAUAUCCGCGAUACAACAACGAAACCGCCCGUCUUUGGACAUCACCAUAUCCUGCAACCAACGGCACAUGCGUCAAGUGGUUCUACCACAUGUACGGGGCCACAGUGAACACACUGAAUGUAUACAUAGUCAAUACAACAGGUACUGUUGGUGCACCUGCGUGGACAAAUAGAAACAACCAAGAAAACAUUUGGCGACUUGGAAAAAUCUCAGUUGAAACAAUGAGUGCCUUCCAGAUAGUGUUUGAAGGGAUUGUAGGAAGGAGUGAUACAGGUGAUAUUGCUUUAGAUGACUUUAGGAUCAUUGAUGGAGCAUGUUUGAGAAACGAAACUUGCGAUAUUGACUGCUUCAACGGCGGAGUCUGUGUUUCGGAUCACGGAAUUGAGGACUGUCAGUGUAUGUCUGGUUUUGUUGGACCAACAUGCAAUACGUCCCAGGCCAAAUGUGAUUUCGAAGAGCCAUACAUUUGUUACUUUGUACAAGAUGAAUCAGAUGAUUUUGAUUGGAUAAGAACAUCUGGACCAACACCAACAUCUGGUACUGGCCCUGGGUAUGACCACACCUACGGAACAUUACAAGGAAAUCUCUGGCGACAUGGACAAAUUUCAGUUGAAACAAACAGUGCCUACCAGAUAGUGUUUGAAGGAAUAGUAGGAAGUAGUUUUACAGGUGAUAUUGCUUUAGAUGACGUCAAGAUCACUGAUGGAGCAUGUUACGGCUGUAAUGGGACUAGAUGCCCAAAUGGCGUGUGUUUAAGUAAUACAAGCAUUUGUGAUGGAAUUAACAAUUGUGGUGACUGGUCAGAUGAGUUGGGUUGCUACAAUUCAUCUGUUACUGUAUGUGGAAUGCAACAAACUCAAGUAAGUAGUUCCCGCAUUGUCGGAGGGGAAGAUUCAUAUCCAGGAGAAUGGCCUUGGAUGCUUUCGUUUGAGAUCUAUGGCAGAUUUUACUGUGGUGCAUCUUUAAUCAACGAGAAGUGGGCCAUAACAGCUGCUCACUGCAUCGAUUCUUUGGGAGAAAUUAGUAUUACUGCAGGAAUAACAACUCAGGACGAUAAUUCUGUGUUUCGUGAACGUGUCCUUAUUGCUGAGACUGUUAUCCAUCCAGAGUAUGAUGACGUUAGUAAUGAUAAUGAUAUUGCAUUACUUAGACUCGAUUCACCGGUGCAAUUUAAUCAAUUUGUUCAGCCACUUUGCUAUGAAAGCUUAGAAUAUCGACCAGGUACAUUGUGUUAUGCAGCAGGAUGGGGACGCUUGUCGCAAUAUGGUACCAAUCCAAACACACUGCAAGAUACAAGUGUUCCGCUGCUGAGUAUCGAAGAAUGUCGCAGUCUAUAUCCUGAGUAUAGCGUAACUGACAAUAUGAUUUGUGCUGGUUAUGCUUCUGGCGGUCAAAGCGUGUGUUUCGGUGAUAGCGGUGGUCCUUUGAUGUGCAAAUCAGAUGAUGAUACCUGGAACCUUGUCGGUGUCACAAGCUGGGGAGUAGGAUGUGCUCGACCAAAUAGACCUGGAGUAUACGCGAAAGUGUCUAAAUAUGCUGAUUUCAUACAGCAGACAAUCG
Messenger RNA from Anneissia japonica, 6811 nucleotides. Its product is annotated as MAM and LDL-receptor class A domain-containing protein 1-like. Lineage: Eukaryota; Metazoa; Echinodermata; Crinoidea; Comatulida; Comatulidae. The record is from RefSeq and is a predicted model, not a curated record. Gene Ontology annotation, molecular function: serine-type endopeptidase activity; protein binding. Gene Ontology annotation, biological process: proteolysis. Gene Ontology annotation, cellular component: membrane.